Nannospalax galili (Upper Galilee mountains blind mole rat) is the source of this 1533-nucleotide messenger RNA. Its product is annotated as 2'-5'-oligoadenylate synthase-like protein 2. Gene Ontology annotation, molecular function: double-stranded RNA binding; 2'-5'-oligoadenylate synthetase activity; protein binding. NCBI's taxonomy places the organism in Eukaryota, Metazoa, Chordata, Mammalia, Rodentia, Spalacidae. Gene Ontology annotation, biological process: negative regulation of viral genome replication; defense response to virus; regulation of ribonuclease activity. Gene Ontology annotation, cellular component: membrane; cytosol; nucleoplasm. The record is from RefSeq and is a predicted model, not a curated record.
AUGGAGCCUGCCCCUGACCUGUAUGGGAACUCUGGGGACAGGUUGGAUGCUUUCUUCACAUGCCUUCAGCCCCAGGGGGACUGGAAGGAGGAAGGGCAGGAUGCCUGGCAGAGAAUCGAGAGAUUCUUUCGAGAACAGUGCUUCCAUGAUGUUCUGGCUCUAAACCAAGAAGUCAAGGUGCUUAAGGUAGUAAAGGGAGGCUCCUCAGGAAAGGGGACCACACUGAACCACAGAUCUGACCAGGACAUGGUUUUGUUCCUGAGCUGCUUCUCCAGGUUCAAAGAUCAGGUGCAGUGCCGAAAAUCCAUCAUCAACUUCAUUGAGGAGAAACUGGAUCACUGUAGUAGAAGCUUGGCCUACAGCAUCACUGUGGUUGAACACAGAAAGAACAGGAAGCCUUGCUCCCUGACCUUAGCGGUCCAGUGCAGGAAGAGCGAUGACAUCAUUUGGAUGGAUGUGCUCCCGGCUUAUGAUGCUCUGGGAUCCUUUUGCCCAGACUCUAAACCAUCACCAGAAAUCUAUGAAGAUUAAAUAAGGAGCAAGACCCUCACUGCAGAGUUUUCACCAAGCUUCACAGAGUUACAGAGACGUUUUGUGAAAAGCCGCCCAGUUAAACUGAAGAACCUCCUGCGGCUGGUAAAGUACUGGUACCUGCAGUACAUGAGAUGUAAAUAUCCAAGAGUAAUAUUGCCCCAAAUUGCACUGGAGUUACUAACCAUCUAUGCCUGGGAAAUGGGUACAAAGAAAAGUGAUAACUUCAACAUGAGCGAGGGGUUCGUGGCUGUGAUGGAGCUCUUCAGAGAUUACAAAGACAUCUGCAUAUACUGGACCAAGUACUAUGAUUUCCAAAGUAAGGUUGUCAGAGGCUUUCUCAAACAACAGCUGAAGGGGAACAGACCCAUUAUCUUAGACCCAGCUGAUCCUACCAACAACAUAGGAAAAAGAAAAGGAUGGGAUCUGAUAGCCAAAGAGGCUGCUUAUUGCCUGCGGCAGGACUGUUGUAUAAUUGAAGAUGCCAGCCAGGGCUGGAAUGUGCCCUUGUUUAUUCCUCUCUUCCAGAGAGCAAGGGACAUCCAGGUAACAGUGAAACAGACAGGGAAGGAAACUUGGAGGCUCUGGGCAAACCCCCACAGGCCCAUCAGGAAGAUGAAAGUAGAGAUCAACAAGCAAACAAAUCUCUAUGGGGAGACACGCAUCUCCUUCCAAGAGCCAAAAGGGAAGCGGCAACUGCUCAGCAGCCAGAAGACCCUAGCAGAUUAUGGAAUCUUCUCAGAGGUAAGCAUCCCAGUGCUAAAGACCUUUCCUCCUGAGAUCCAGGUCUUUGUGAAGGAGUCCAGGGGCCAGAGUAAGCCUUAUGCCAUCGACCCUGAUGAUACCAUCGAUGUCCUGAAAGAGAAAAUUGAAGAAGCUGGGGGGCCUUGUAUAGAGGAUCAGAUACUGAUGUUUGAAAAUGAGGAACUGGAAGAUGAAUACAGCCUUGCAGACCUAAAGAUCAAAGAUUGUGACACCCUCUUACUCAUUAGGAUAGGCUGA